Lagopus leucura (white-tailed ptarmigan) is the source of this 934-nucleotide messenger RNA. Its product is annotated as erythroblast NAD(P)(+)--arginine ADP-ribosyltransferase-like. Gene Ontology annotation, molecular function: NAD+ poly-ADP-ribosyltransferase activity; NAD+-protein-arginine ADP-ribosyltransferase activity. The transcript has a single exon. NCBI's taxonomy places the organism in Eukaryota, Metazoa, Chordata, Aves, Galliformes, Phasianidae. The annotation marks the transcript as partial. The record is from RefSeq and is a predicted model, not a curated record.
GACAGGGCACCCAGGUUCAUGCCAAGCAGAGUGGGGACGAAGCCGGCUGCAGCUCCGGGGCUGGUUGGGCUGUGCUGGGGGAACCAUUGUGUGGGCAGCUGGGCUCCUGCAUCCUUCUGCACAUGGAGCACGUCCUCCUGGGCUGGGUGCUGCUGCUCGGCACCUGGACUGCUGCAUCGGCUGCCGGCAUUAAGAACAGCCAGAUCAAGGAGGUGGCGAUGGACACGGCCCCCAACUCCUUUGAUGACCAGUACCAGGGCUGCAUCGACUUGAUGGAGGCUGAGCUGCCGGAGCUGAACCGCACCGAGUUCAACAUCUACGCCCAUGACUGGAGAAGGGCAGCUGCGGAAUGGCAGAGCCGAUGGGGCCGAGCUGCCCGCCCACCAGCACUGAGACGGGAUCAGGCCACAGCCAUGCUGGCAUACAUGAUACAGGGGAACCUGUACCACCAGUUCAACAACGCCACGCUCACGGCUGGGAGCUCCCGGCAGCACUACCUGAGCUCCUACCCCUUCAAGACGCUGCAUUUCCUCCUGAGCAGAGCCCUGCAGACCCUGCGGGAAUCCCAGACCCAGCGAUGCUUCCAGGUGUACCGCGGUGUCAGGGGCAUCCGCUACACAGCACAGCAAGGCCAGGUGGUUCGCUUUGGCCAGUUCACCUUCUCGUCCCUCCAGAAGAACCUCCCCAGUGCGUACGGUCCAGACACAUUCUUCUCGGUGGAGACCUGCUAUGGUGUGCCUCUCCAGAACUUCACCACAUUCCCAGCCGAGGGCAAAGUCCUCAUCCCAGCCUCUGAGCGCUUCAGGGUCACCAGCAUCACCCAUAACAAAGGCCUUACCUCCAUCCAGCUCCGCUCCCAGGGGAACAACAGCACCUACAACUGCGAGUUGGUGAAGGGUAAGGGCUGCGAGCGCAUUCGGGGCAGGGGGGCAGG